Messenger RNA from Radiomyces spectabilis, 805 nucleotides. RefSeq lists its product as uncharacterized. The coding region runs from base 53 to 505 and encodes 150 amino acids. Lineage: Eukaryota; Fungi; Mucoromycota; Mucoromycetes; Mucorales; Radiomycetaceae. The record is from RefSeq and is a predicted model, not a curated record. The transcript is spliced from 4 exons.
AAAUUUUUGGAGCUGGCAACAUGUCACUCCAUCUUGUAUCUCUCUCCCCUUGAUGGCAUCUCACUUUCGCUUACCUUACGGUUAUAAAGGAGCGCCUCAUUGGCCCGCGCUCUACUGGCCUUUCGGUCCCGACUUUGACCCACUCAACCUCAUUGCCGACAUUCCUCAUUCUUUAUAUUACAUUUCUGACAUUUGGCGGUUUACCAUGAUAUGGUCGGUUAUCUUUUCGCUCGUCGUCUAUCUUCCAGCAGGAAUCUGGGCUUUUAUAACACUGGCGAAAUCUCGUACGCUGCAAUGGUACAUACUAAUGCUGGUGCCUUUUAUAUUUGUAUUUGCUGGUUCAUUAGCGUCUUUCGUUAUCGGCAGUAUUAUGGGUGUGGCACUGGCUCUCGUCUACAAUGCCGGCUUUUUCGUCAUGUCAACGUGGAUUCCAUUUCUUUGGGCUCUGAUUCAUAUCCUGGUCGUCAUGGUGGGAAGUUACUCUACCAUCACCACCGUGCUGUAGAAAGUUGAUCUUUUGGUUGUACAUACAUAUUUUCCUGAUUUCCGUUGAUCCAUUACCAUAUUCCCUUUUUCUUCCCCUCCAACCUCAUCCUAGGAGCCGGUCUCAUUCUGUAUCUCUGCAUCUUUCUUUGUAAAUAUUGAUUUCUUUUGUGUACAUAUUCCACCGUUUUACGUAUCGCCUCCAAAAUAGUAAUAACAAAAAACAAUCGUCUAAUCUUGCUCACUGAAAGAUCCUAUGAUCCGAAUCGUCUGUGUAACCCUUUUUUGUCGUGCUCUGUCCUUCACGAAUGGGUAGCGCAGU